Brachypodium distachyon (stiff brome) is the source of this 2045-nucleotide messenger RNA. Its product is annotated as sodium/hydrogen exchanger 2. The transcript has 14 exons. NCBI's taxonomy places the organism in Eukaryota, Viridiplantae, Streptophyta, Magnoliopsida, Poales, Poaceae. Gene Ontology annotation, biological process: regulation of pH; sodium ion transport; proton transmembrane transport. Gene Ontology annotation, molecular function: sodium:proton antiporter activity. The record is from RefSeq and is a predicted model, not a curated record. The coding region runs from base 1 to 1632 and encodes 543 amino acids. Gene Ontology annotation, cellular component: membrane.
AUGGGGCUGGGCGCGAUGUCCGCGGCGGCGGAGGCGCAGCUGGCCUGGCUGGGCGGCGUGCUGGGCACCUCGGACCACGCGUCCGUCGUCUCCAUCAACCUCUUCGUGGCGCUGCUCUGCGCCUGCAUCGUCCUCGGCCACCUCCUCGAGGAGAACCGCUGGGUCAACGAGUCCAUCACCGCGCUCAUCAUCGGGCUGUGCACCGGCGUGGUGAUCUUGCUGACGACCAAGGGGAAGAGCUCGCACGUGCUCGUCUUCAGCGAGGACCUCUUCUUCAUAUACCUCCUCCCUCCCAUCAUCUUCAACGCCGGUUUCCAGGUGAAGAAGAAGCAGUUCUUCCGGAAUUUCAUGACAAUCACAUUAUUUGGUGCUGUUGGGACAAUGAUUUCCUUUUUUACGAUAUCACUCGCUGCCAUUGCAAUAUUCAGCAAAAUGAAUAUUGGGACGCUGGAUGUAGGAGAUUUUCUUGCAAUUGGAGCUAUCUUUUCAGCGACAGAUUCUGUCUGCACUUUGCAGGUUCUCAAUCAGGAUGAGACCCCCUUUUUGUACAGUCUAGUAUUCGGUGAAGGUGUUGUGAACGACGCCACAUCAGUUGUGCUUUUCAAUGCGCUCCAGAACUUCGAUCUUAACCAGAUUGAUGCAAUGGUUGUUCUGAAGUUCCUGGGGAACUUCUUGUACUUAUUUGUGUCAAGUACCUUCCUUGGAGUGUUUGCUGGAUUGCUUAGUGCAUAUGUUAUCAAGAAGUUAUACAUAGGAAGGCAUUCUACUGACCGCGAGGUUGCGCUUAUGAUGCUCAUGGCCUACCUCUCGUAUAUGCUGGCUGAGUUGCUAGAGUUAAGUGGUAUUCUCACCGUAUUCUUCUGCGGUAUUGUGAUGUCACAUUACACUUGGCAUAAUGUGACAGAGAGCUCAAGAGUUACCACCAAGCAUGCAUUUGCGACCUUAUCCUUCAUUGCCGAGACUUUUCUCUUCCUCUAUGUUGGGAUGGAUGCAUUGGAUAUUGAGAAGUGGAAAUUUGCUAGUGACAGCCCUGGUAAAUCGAUCGGGGUAAGCUCAAUUUUGCUAGGACUGGUUCUGCUUGGAAGAGCUGCUUUUGUUUUCCCGCUCUCAUUCUUGUCCAACUUAACAAAGAAGACGCAUCUCGAAAAAAUAAGCUGGAGGCAGCAAAUCGUAAUAUGGUGGGCUGGGCUGAUGAGAGGGGCUGUGUCAAUCGCUCUUGCUUACAAUAAGUUUACAAGGUCUGGCCACACUCAGCUACACGGCAAUGCGAUAAUGAUCACAAGCACCAUAACUGUUGUGCUGUUUAGCACCAUGCUGUUUGGGAUGAUGACAAAGCCUCUGAUCCGGUUUCUGCUGCCCGCGUCGAGCAACAGUGCCGUCUCCGAGCCAUCCUCGCCAAAGUCCCUACACUCUCCUCUCCUCACAAGCAUGCAAGGUUCGGACCUGGAGGCAACCGUCCCCAUGGUGAGGCCCUCCAGCCUCAGGAUGCUCCUCACCAAGCCAACACACACCGUCCACUUCUACUGGCGCAAGUUUGACGACGCGCUGAUGCGGCCGAUGUUCGGGGGGCGCGGUUUCGUGCCCUAUGCCCCCGGAUCGCCCACCGAGCAGAGCGUACAUGUCGAACGAUGAACGUCGGUUCAGAAGAGGGCAAGUAUUCAGUACGUACAGUUUGUCUACUGAUGAUCAUGGUCAUAUGUUCAGAGAUUCAGAAAGGCUGAAAGAAGGGUCCUUCUGAUCAUGGUUCAGAUGAACAGUUUGGUCUUGGGACCGACAGGAAGAUGAACCCUAGCAAUGACGAUGAGCCUGUAAAUUUUUGUAGAUUGACAAAGCCACCUGUAUCUUAUGAUCUCUAGCAAGCAGCUUGUUGCUUGCUCCUUUGUUAGAGAUCUGACCUUCGGCGUGUACUCUUUAUGUCUUCCCCCCCCUUUCUGAAUGGAUUGGUGGGCAGUGAGUGAUAAUUUUGUGGUCUGGUUGCCACUAAGAACUCAAUAAUAAUGUCAGUCAAGUUCUCUGUCUGUAAUUACCUAUGGUGAAUUACCUCU